This is a messenger RNA of Vitis vinifera (wine grape), 1119 nucleotides long. RefSeq names its product probable linoleate 9S-lipoxygenase 5. Gene Ontology annotation, molecular function: oxidoreductase activity, acting on single donors with incorporation of molecular oxygen, incorporation of two atoms of oxygen; metal ion binding. Lineage: Eukaryota; Viridiplantae; Streptophyta; Magnoliopsida; Vitales; Vitaceae. Bases 1 to 1119 code for a protein of 372 amino acids. Gene Ontology annotation, biological process: lipid oxidation. The transcript has 7 exons. The record is from RefSeq and is a predicted model, not a curated record.
AUGGUGCGAGAAUUACAGGUCAAUGAGCUCUUCCCUUCUACACCCAGAUUCAGUCCAAAACGAGAUCCACACAUAAAAAUUCCAACAUACCCUGCUGAGCACUACAAAACUGACCGUGUUUUCUUCACUAAUCAGACAUAUCUUCCAAGUGAAACACCAGGGCCCCUACGCAAGUACAGAGAAGGUGAACUGGUGAAUCUGAGGGGAGAUGGAACCGGAGAGCUUAAGGAAUGGGAUCGAGUGUAUGACUAUGCUUACUAUAAUGAUUUGGGGAAUCCAGACAGGGAUCUCAAAUACACCCGCCCUGUGCUGGGAGGAUCUGCGGAGUAUCCUUAUCCCAGGAGGGGAAGAACUGGUAGACCACCAUCUGAAAAAGAUCCCAACACCGAGAGCAUAUUACCACUUCUGAUGAGCUUAAACAUAUAUGUUCCAAGAGAUGAACGAUUUGGUCACCUCAAGAUGUUAGACUUCCUGGCUUAUGCCCUGAAAUCCAUAGUUCAAUUCCUUCUCCCUGAGUUUGAGGCUCUAUGUGACAGCACCCCCAAUGAGUUUGACAGCUUCCAAGAUGUAUUAGACCUCUACGAAGGAGGAAUCAAGGUCCCAGAGGGCACUUUACUUGACAAAAUUAAGGACAACAUCCCUCUUGAGAUGCUCAAGGAACUUGUUCGUACUGAUGGGGAACAUCUCUUCAAGUUCCCAAUGCCCCAAGUCAUCAAAGAGGAUAAGUCUGCAUGGAGGACUGAUGAAGAAUUUGCUAGAGAAAUGCUGGCUGGACUCAACCCUGUUGUCAUCCGUCUACUCCAAGAGUUUCCUCCAAAAAGCAAGCUGGAUCUUGAAGUUUAUGGCAACCAAAACAGUUCAAUAACCAAAGAACACAUAGAGAAUCACCUAGAUGGCCUUACUAUAAACAAGGCAAUGAAGAAGAAGAGGCUAUUCAUAUUAGAUGACCAUGAUGUUUUCAUGCCAUACCGGAGGAGGAUAAACACAACUUCCAUGAAAACUUAUGCCUCAAGGACUCUCCUCUUCCUGAAAGACGACAGAACUUUGAAGCCCCUAGCGAUUGAAUUGAGCCUACCACAUCCCAAUGGCAUGGUUCAAAGUCGCGGUAUCGGUCACUGA